CCAAGCCAACCCACGUCGCAUGAACGCCUUAUACUUCUCUCCACGUGACAGUAAGAUAUCGCCGCACGCCAUCCCCUUCCAGCCCUCAAACCGCCAAUCAAAGCGGGGAAGCUCCUAUCACGCACUCGGCUAAACCUUCCCUCACUCCACCCCGCAAUCGCAUCAGAUCAAGUGACCUCCAUCGAACCACCAACCAGCACUACCAACCAAACAAACAAAGUACAUACUAACCCCAGCCCCCGCCGCAUCUCCAGCCUCACCCACUACUUGAACCCCCAGCCUCACCCACCCACUGCACACCCACCCCCAACCAACCCCCAAUGGACCACGCCAAAGGCCCGCUCAGCGGCAAGAUCGCCCUCGUGACCGGCGCGACGGGCGGCAUUGGCACCGCCAUUUGCCGCCAGCUCGCCGCGUUGGGCUGCUCGCUCGGGAUCCACUACGCGUGGGACCAGGACGCUGCGCUGGCGCUGCUGGAGGAGUUCAAGGAGGACUACGUGUCGGUGUUCGGGAGCAAGUUCGUGUGCUAUGGGGCGGAUCUGGGGAACUACGAUGAGGUGCGCGAACUGCACGAGCACAUCGUCUCGCUCCUGGGGCCGCCCAACAUCCUGGUCAACAACGCAGGCACAUACGCCGCGAAAUCAGGCGUCGACAGCGUCGACGCCGUGCCCAUCGAGGACUUCGAGCGCACGUGGCGCAUCAACUGCGGCUCCGCGUACCUGCUAACCCAGCUGUGCAUGCCGGCCAUGGAAGGCGAGGGCUGGGGCCGGGUUGUGUUCAUCAGCAGCGUUGCUGGCAUCACGGGCGGCAUCAUCGGACCGCACUAUGCGAGCUCGAAGAGCGCGCUGCAUGGGCUGAUUCACUGGCUGGCGAUGACAUAUGCAAGGAAGGGGGUGACGGUGAAUGGGGUGGCGCCUGCGUUGAUUGAGCAGACGAAGAUGCUGCCGGGGACUUCGGAGGAGCUUGCGCAGAAAAUUCCAGUUGGGAGGCUGGGUACUCCGGAUGAGGUUGCUGAGACGGUGCUGUGGAUGAUCAAGACGUCGUAUGUGACGAAUAAGGUCAUCGCGGUGGAUGGCGGAAUGUUUCCGCAGUAGGUUCCGAGAGGGAAGAACAGCGUGGGGCGGUGUUCCGGGCUGAACGGGCGUUCAUCGGAAAAGGGCCUGGAGUAAUUGGGAAUACAUUUCAUGAAUUAUAAAUGGUAUUUCGCUAUGAUGCUGGAACCGGCGCAUUCCAUGCAGCCUUUACCGUAGCAAACCAAACGUACCAGAAGUCUAAGUUUUAUGC
Messenger RNA from Trematosphaeria pertusa, 1284 nucleotides. Its product is annotated as 3-oxoacyl-reductase. The transcript is spliced from 3 exons. Gene Ontology annotation, molecular function: oxidoreductase activity. The record is from RefSeq and is a predicted model, not a curated record. NCBI's taxonomy places the organism in Eukaryota, Fungi, Ascomycota, Dothideomycetes, Pleosporales, Trematosphaeriaceae. Bases 321 to 1094 code for a protein of 257 amino acids.